AUGGAGUUUGCAUAUAAUAAUAUAUAUCAAUCAAGCAUUGGGAUGUCAACCUACGAUGCCUUAUAUGGAAGACAGUGUAGGAUUCCAAUUUAUUGGGAUGAAGUAGGUGAGCAAAGAUUGGAAGUAUCUGAAGAUGUUGAAGCAACGAAGGAGAGGAGAAAAAGAAAGGAUCUUCAGUUUGAAGUUGGUGAUUGGGUGUUCUUAAAGUUGUCGCCUUCGAAAGGUGUGGUGAGAUGUGGAAAGUGGGGGAAGUUAAGCCCUAAUUACAUUCGGCCAUAUGAGAUUUUGGAGCUUGUAGGCCCAGUGGCCUAUAGACUUGCUUUGCAUUCGGAACUUUCUCGGUUACACGACGUAUUCCACGUCUCCAUGCUCCGAAAGUAUAUUUCAGAUCCUUCUCAUGUUCUGGAGUCGCAACCAAUAGAAUUGAAGGAUGAUUUGAGUUAUGUGAAGCAACCCGUUCAGAUUUUGGACUGGAAGAUACAAGUACUAUGUUCUAGAGAGAUUCCACUUGUAAAAGUCCUAUGGAGGAGUCAUGCAAUGGAGGAGGCCAUUUAG
This is a messenger RNA of Prunus armeniaca (apricot), 555 nucleotides long. The record is from the annotation of a GenBank genome assembly. Lineage: Eukaryota; Viridiplantae; Streptophyta; Magnoliopsida; Rosales; Rosaceae.